AUGAAAAACCAGACAAUAACAACCUUCAUCUUGUUGGGAUUGACGGAUGACCCUCGACUUCAGAUUCCAAUUUUUAUGUUUCUAUUCCUCAGCUACGUGGUAAGUAUAACUGGAAACUUGACCAUCAUGUCACUCACUUUAGUGGACUGCCACCUUAAAACACCCAUGUACUUUUUCCUACAGAAUUUUGCCUUUUUAGAAACCGCAUUUACAUCGGCUUGUAUCCCUAGGUAUUUGUACAACAUAGCAACAGGCGACAGGACAAUUAAAUAUAAUAUUUGUAUUAUUCAAGUGUUUUUCAUUGAUGUCUUUGGAGUAACAGAAUUUUUUCUCUUGGCCACCAUGUCCUAUGACCGCUAUGUGGCCAUCUGUAAGCCCCUUCAUUACCUGACCAUCAUGAGCAGCAGAGUCUGCAGGAGGCUUGUCCUCUGCUGUUGGAUGUCUGGCUUGUUGAUCAUAAUCCCCCCACUUAUUCUGUUCCUAAAUUUGAAAUUCUGUGACUCCAAUGUCAUUGAUCAUUAUUUAUGUGAUUCAUUUCCUAUCUUGAAGAUUUCAUGCUCAGACACGUGGCUGAUAGAGCAGUUGGUUGUUGUCUGUGCUGUGCUAACCUUCAUUGUGACCCUUGUGUGUGUUAUUGUGUCUUACAUUUUCAUCAUCAAGACCAUUCUAAGAUUCCCCUCUGCACUGCAAAAGAAAAGGGCUUUUUCCACCUGUUCUUCUCACAUGAUUGUGGUUUCCAUCACCUACGGAAGCUGUAUCUUCAUCUAUAUCAAACCUUCAGCAAAGGAAUCAGCGGUCAUUAAUAAGGGUGUGACAGUGCUAAUCACAUCCAUUACUCCUAUGUUGAACCCAUUCAUAUACACUCUGAGAAACAAACAAGUGAAACAAGCCUUCAGUAAUUCCUUCAAAAAAAUUGCACUUGUCUCAAAGAAUUUGAGAAUGUUCAUGUCCAGAAAUAAAAUAUUAAGCUAA
Equus quagga is the source of this 972-nucleotide messenger RNA. RefSeq names its product olfactory receptor 6C2-like. Gene Ontology annotation, molecular function: olfactory receptor activity; G protein-coupled receptor activity. Gene Ontology annotation, biological process: G protein-coupled receptor signaling pathway. The record is from RefSeq and is a predicted model, not a curated record. Gene Ontology annotation, cellular component: membrane. The transcript has a single exon. Lineage: Eukaryota; Metazoa; Chordata; Mammalia; Perissodactyla; Equidae. The coding region runs from base 1 to 972 and encodes 323 amino acids.